Arachis stenosperma is the source of this 402-nucleotide messenger RNA. Its product is annotated as dihydroneopterin aldolase 1-like. Gene Ontology annotation, biological process: folic acid-containing compound metabolic process. Lineage: Eukaryota; Viridiplantae; Streptophyta; Magnoliopsida; Fabales; Fabaceae. The record is from RefSeq and is a predicted model, not a curated record. Bases 1 to 402 code for a protein of 133 amino acids. Gene Ontology annotation, cellular component: cytoplasm. Gene Ontology annotation, molecular function: dihydroneopterin aldolase activity. The transcript has 2 exons.
AUGGAAACUGAAUCACUUAUGAGGGGUGACAAACUCAUUCUGAGGGGAUUAAUGUUCCAUGGUUUUCAUGGUGUGAAUCCAGAAGAAAGAACACUUGGUCAGAAAUUCUUGGUAGAUAUAGAUGCUUGGAUGGAUCUUAGAGCUGCUGGUAAAUCUGAUAACUUGUCAGAUUCAGUUAAAAUCAGAACAAGAAUUGCUAAAUCCAUAAAGGAAGUUAUUGAAGGGCCACCUCACAACCUUCUGGAAUCAGUGGCUCAAAAGAUUGCAAGCACAACUCUAACCAAUCACCAUCAGAUAUCUGCUGUUAGGGUUCUAGUUGGAAAACCCCAUGUUGCAGUUAUGGGUCCAGUUGAUUACUUAGGAGUUGAGGUUCAUAGGUUCAGAAGUGAUGUAUCUAACUAG